AUGUCAAAGUUGUUAUCAAUGCUUAAGGUCGUCGACAACAGAUGUCACUUAUCCACCGAAUUCUAUUUUCGAGAUAACCUUCAAGUGUUUUAGUCAGAUGAAUUGAUAACAGCAAGUACUAGCUGCAGCAGCCUGAAACUUGGUGUAAAACAAACAGUUGCCUUAUUCAAGUGUUGUUACUUAUAAGGCCAAAAUGAACUCGCUGAAUAGGAUUCUAGUUUUAAGUUCAGCAAUACCUAAAAGUUCAAGAUUGAUAUCCACAACGAGUUCACGACUAAAUGCUGACGAUGGAUGGCUUUCGAAGUUAUUGGUACGAAAAAUAGAACCGACGAAGGAAUCUCACAGCCGUAUGCUUAGCGACAAGGAGAUUGUAUAUGCGUUGCACACUCAUAACAUUCGGCCCGAUUCCGUGGACAAAUACUUACAAAACUACAAAACCUCAGUGGCUUUUGUGGAAUCUCACAAGUCUGAUUUGGGCUGUGAGCUAGUGGGAUCAUGGACAGUAUCGGUUGGUGAUAUGGACCAGGCUUUGCAUCUGUGGCGCUAUGUUGGUGGUUUCGAAAAGAUUGACAAGGCAAAGAUAUUAUUCAGAGAAAACGCUGACUACCGAGCGCUGGAGAAAGAACGAGGUAACUUUGUACGAUCACGCCACUUGCAAUAUCUGCUCGCUUUCAGCUUCUGGCCUUCGGGUGAUCCUCGUCCUGCGAAAAAUAUUUACGAAAUCAGAUCUUACAGUCUAAAGCCUGGUACGAUGAUCGAGUGGGGCAACAACUGGGCGCGCGGGCUGACGUACCGGCGUUCACAAAACGAAGCAUUCGCGGGAUACUUCUCCCAAAUAGGAAGGCUCUACAACGUUCAUCAUAUUUGGUGCUACAAGGACCUGCAAGCGCGGCGCGAGACCCGCGAGAGCACGUGGCGCAACCCGGGCUGGGACGAGUGCGUGGCCUACACCGUGCCGCUCAUCCGGGAGAUGCACUGCCGCAUCCUCGAGCCCACCGACUUCUCGCCCACUCAGUAGACGCGCCUAGGACUAAUGAGUAAACCUCACUAGCGUUUUCAAUUUUCGAUUACAUACUUUCAUCUUGUAUUUUAUCAAGUUUAUACAUAUAUUUUUUUAUAAUAAUCUCGAGGAACGAGUUUCGGGACUCACGGUUCUCGUUUGAUCGAUUUUUUUUACGAAAUGUUAAUUAACAACAGCAAUUCAAUUAAAUCAAUAUUUUGCUUGUUAUAUAUAUCUGUAAGUAAAAAUGUAAUGUAGUAUGCAUUUAUAGAAUUAAGUUAAACAUUAUUACAAACGCUAGUGCGGUUCCGUGAUGUAAACAAUUAAGCAUGUAACCCCCAGGGAACUCUCGAUGUAAAUAAAAUUGUACAAUUUUAAUGUACAAAAAUGUUAAACGCUAUCUGAGACAUAUUGGUAGUUCAGCAUUUUUUUCUUUUUUUAGCUGAAUAUGAAAUCGUGUAUUUAAAAUAUAUUAUUAUAUAAAAGUAA
Messenger RNA from Nymphalis io (European peacock), 1489 nucleotides. RefSeq names its product protein NipSnap (gene Nipsnap). Gene Ontology annotation, cellular component: mitochondrion. The coding region runs from base 194 to 1018 and encodes 274 amino acids. NCBI's taxonomy places the organism in Eukaryota, Metazoa, Arthropoda, Insecta, Lepidoptera, Nymphalidae. The transcript is spliced from 6 exons. The record is from RefSeq and is a predicted model, not a curated record.